UAAAUUUGACUCCGAAACAGUUUCUACGGCCCUGGAUGCGCGCGUACAGCCAAGCGUGCACUCCCGUUAUCGAUCAGUCGCGUGUUAGUCCACCGUGACAUGGAGGAUCUCCUGCUGCAGAUCGUCCGAGAAUCGAGCAAUGCAAAAUUACAAAAUUUGCGGAAAUCAGCGCAGGAAGCGUACGACUUCCUGGACAAACAGCAAGGGUUGUUACGCGAUCCACCCCACGAGCUGCGAGCAAAAUGUCUACACGCCUUUCAGCUAGCAUUAGAGACGAAGAGGAGCAAAUUCGUUGCUUUUGGCCUGUCGGGAUUACACAAAAUGUUAAGGGACGACAGAUUCCAGUCGCCGUACGAGCCAGAAGACGAUUCUCUCUGGCUACCCGCACAAAUGUUGCACGCGAUGAGUUCCAUGUUAUCACAAUCGGACGACACUCAGACGGACAUGCUGAAAGUUCUGUUACAAGUCGCCUGCUCUUCUUAUUGGACAAUGAACGGUCGUUUAAUAAUCGCCAUUCUCACUACCUGCUGCGAGGCUUUCGAAAAUGGGAAUCAAGCUGUGAGGACCGCGGCUCAAGCUGCAACCAGUCAAACGUUGAGAUCGUUUUGCUUGUUUCUAGACGAGGAAUGCCAGGAGAUGGACGAGAACGCGAAGAAGAAUAAAAACUUGUGGGAAAGAGGUGUGUCCUGUUUCAACGAAGCUCUACCAAUACUUCAAUAUAUCUGUAGCAAGUUGGACGAGGCUCAAAAAAAAUCUUAUCCCAGCAACGGAAGGAACGGGAACACGGUUGUGUUCCUGUUGGAGUGUCUUCACACUUUAAUCUCGUCCCUGCCGCAGAAAAUACACACGAACGGACAUUUCACCACCUUUCUAUGGCAAAAGUUUUGCCCCGCGUUGAUAGCUUUCCUGGGCACGCCUAGGGUCGACAAGACCUUCACCUCGAGGGAGGGGAAGGAGAACGAGAUCGGGAGAGGAUCCGGAUACUUGGCAACGUCUUUGAGUUUCGACAGCCACCAGGCCAAGACUGUUUACAGUAUCGGGACGGAGUUGGUCCGAUUGGUAGGAUGCGUGGGCCCCCUUCGUCCUGUGCUGGAAUCAGUGUUCCACAGAAUGCUGCUCUAUCCUCCGCCCCAGCAACGUUUAGAACCUCUGAAAGCUUUGAAGGAACUUUUACGAAGCCCGAGUCGAAUGGUGGACUUUGCCGGCCCCUUGCUCGUUGAGGAGGACAAAUCCAGCCACAUUCAGAGCGACAUGGCUCUGAUGAGAUUAGCGAUGGACUCGAUCGAGGAGUCGACGAAUGGCGGUUUGAGCACGUUGCACGCCAGCGUGUCGUGCGUUGUCGCGAUGCUCUCCGCUCUUCAGGAAUUGUGCGAGGGGAAGGCCAUUAAUCACACCUACACCUGCACGAUCAAUAGUUUGUACGAGGAUCUGGAGUCUUGCGACUAUAAAGGUCCCUUGACCUACCAGAGUAUGGCACGGUUGCCGAAAACCUACAGGGAGCAAUUGGAGUUGAUGAAAAAGGGGAUAGGGUCUGACUCGGAUUCGUCGGGUCACGGCCCGUCCGAGGAUGGCGACUCGACGGAUACCGAGGGUCCUCAGAACGAAUCCGACGAGAUUCAAGAGGAGAACAGUUUGGAGGACAACGACUACGCGAUAGAGAACGAGAGGGAGAGAUUGAGGUUGGAGAAGCUGCCAAAGUGUCUUCACGUGGGCCGUCAGGUGGCCGACGAGUGCAACGUGGACAUGGAAAGGCACAACGCGAGAAAAUUCGUGAGGACGUUGAAGAGCGAUCUCAUACCCAUGGUGUUGUUGCUCAGAAGCAACAUAGAGGUCGACGAGGCCCUUCAGAACUUUGCCUCGGAAUAUUGCCAGGGUGUUUUCACAGCCCAGCAGAAGAUGCAGGAACAGACGGACACAAGCACCGACUCGUGCGCCCUUAUCACGAUAAUGAACGCCGAUGGGAUUUAUCUCGCCACUUACGCGGCUCUGCUGCUCAACCUCAAGUUGAUCAGGAUCAAUUAUUAUCACGAGGAUAAUCGUCAAGUUCCUAUCAGCGAGGAGCAAUUCGUAGAGGAGGUACACGGAUCUGGAGUUUUGGUAUACCUUUCGGCGACCUGGUUGUCCGAGCUGUAUCAACAAGUUUUGGCCUGUAAUCUGCUCGAAAAGUGCGGUUACAACCCGCACUACACGGAGAAUAGCGCUCUGAUAAACGUAUUAACCGAUGUCGAUGGGAUUCCUGGGAGUCAGAGAGGCGGGCAGCUUUUGUCCGACUACAUAAGACUGGAGAAAGCUCAGUUGUCUCGAAGCGAGCCAACGCCGGAGGCGGAAGCGGGGGCCAAGUUGUCGAGAAGAGUGUUGACUUGCUGUUGGGGAAGUAUGAUGACAGUUUUGACGACGGGAUUGAAUCCUCCCAAGGAGCAGAAUAACAAGGGGAUUCUUAGCAGAGACGGUGGUAGACGGGGUGUCAGAGAUACCGUGAUCUUGUCCUUGGAAGGUCUUCACAAGGCCGCGAUUCUCAGCAAUAUUCUCGGUUUGCAGAAUCGAUGCGGUUCCAUAUUCGCGUUGCUCGUGAAAGCGGCCUGCACGGAGCAAUCCAUCUCGAAAAUCACGAGAACGAAGGAUGUUCUGCGGUUGAAAUUGCAAAACAGAGCGACCAAUAUUCACACGUCGCACGCGUUGAGCAUGGACGUACUUUUGGGCAAAGGUUUAGAGCUCGGAAGUCACGGUAGCGAUUGCUGGCCUCACGUUUUCACGUGCUGUCUGUACGUGAGCAAAUUGGAACACGACUUCUUCGGGAGAAAUCAAAAUCCAUCGUUGCCCAAGACUCAGCAGAAGAAGGAUAAGAAGGAGAAUUCGAGCGGGGAUCCGAAAGGGAGUCAGGAUAGAUUGAAGCUUAACUUCAACAUAAUCGAGGAAGAGGAGACUUGCGUGGACGUGUACAGUUUCCUAUCCAGUCCGUAUAGCCACAAUUCUAGUACGGACACGAUUCCAGAAAUAAUUCAAGAAUCGAACGCGGACGGUCAAUUCAACGGGAUUCUUCCCGCCGACUACGCGGCGAAGAUCAUCUGCGUUUUAUCCCAACAAGUGGACAGAUUGUUCGAGAACGCGGCGUUGAAAUUAAACCUUAAAGCGUUGUGCUCGUUCCUCACCGCUCUGUGCAAGGCCAGCAAAGCCCAGUUGUUCAAGACCACGGACGGAUCCAAAGACAAUAAGAGAUUCUGGUGGAGAAGGAGUAAGCCGAGAGAGAACGAAAUGAACGUGCUUCUUCUGGCUCGAUUAGGGGAAGUGAUGUUGAAGUGUGUGAAGAGUGGAAGGCCUCUGAUCCAUAUAAUGAGGGUUUGGAGUAUCCUGGGGCCUCACUUCAUGGAGGCAGCUUGCCACAAGGAUCGUGGCAUCUCGAAGAAGGCGGUGCAAUGCAUCCACGACUCGAUGGCGGCUUUGUUGAACGAGCAAAUGGAAUUACCCCACUUCCACUUCAACGAGGCACUGUUCAAACCUUUCGAGAACCUAUUGUGCCUGGAACUUUGCGACAGCGACGUUCAAGAUCAAAUCGUCAGCUGCAUCUGCGAGUUCGUGGAGACGAACAGGACCGAGAUACGAUCCGGGUGGCGGCCUCUGUUCGGCGCGCUACGCGUAGCUUCGGUCGGCAAUUCAGAUUCCGUCGAGUCCGCCCCCCUCCUCGAGGUGUUCAGGGUGUUUCUAUCAACGGACAACACGCUCGUGUUCGCGAACGCGGCGCUAGAUUGCAUCCUGUGCCUGUUGAAGCACGUGCGCGGGAUCGGGGACGCGGACGGCCACCAGGACGAGCAGGAACAGAUCGACGCGAUCGAAUCCCGUAGGAUGAGACUGUGCGUGGAGAGUCUCAAGUAUCUUCUCAGCUGUAGCGACAUCCUCGCCUCCAUGUACGGUAUGCCGGCCUGCCCCAUCUUCCACUCGGCUCAGAGGAUCCAGGUCUCGACCAUACCGCAAUACGUCGAUCCGACCAUACCGAACUCGGAAUUGAUCAGAUUCGACAAACACGCGGAAACGAUGCAGGAGACGAUACCCGAAAGGCCGCACGACGUCUUGAUGGACAACGUGCACGCGAUCACCACUCUGCAAAGCAUGGACAAGCCCAGCGGUAUACUAAGAGUUUGGUACAUCCUGAUCGAGGGUCUGGCGAGCGCCACCAUGAUCUGCCCUAAGCGUUACCAACCUCACACCUUGGAGACCCUGUUCCAUCUGUUGAGGGACACCCUCAAUGUUCCUGGCCCAACCUUUGGAUUGUACUGCGUCAACCAUCUCCUUCUGCCCAUGGUCCAGAAUUGGUUGAGGAGGACGUCCAAGAUAUUCAGGGGAUGGGACAACUUUGCGCCUAAUUUUAAACAGUGCUGCGGCCUCACCACGGAUCUCGUCGUCGAUUACUUGACGCACUUGCAAGGAGCGGACGUGGUUCGAAACGACGCCUAUCUAUCGGCCACCACUCUCAUGUUGAAGCAAUUGUUACUAGUGAUGGCGGAAUGCGUCGUUCAACCCACCGAGAGCAUAGCUCGUCUAGGUUGCGCCUGUAUUAGGCACGUCCUGGUGAGCAGCGGCCCCCUCCUCACCCCGGAACAAUGGGAGGUGUGCGGAGUCGCUUGUUACCGCGCUUGUUCGAAUUCCCUUCAAGAGUUGCACCAGCUGACCAUGGCUUUCUCGCCGAGAUCCGAGUCGUUUUACGGGGACGUUGCACAGGUCAAGGUUGCAGCGAGGCGGGAUGCGACGGUGGAGGAGUCGGAAAGGCUGCGACAACUCGCCGCUCAGGUGAGCCAGCUGCGCGAGGUAUUGUCCGCCAUCAAGAGACAGAAUGCGGCUUCACUGCCGACGACACCUUUCCAGGAUUCGAUGACCAUUGAGACGACACUGAUCGACCAGCACACUACCUCCUACUCCGUUGGUUGUAGGCAGCACACGACACCCCUCGAUUACACUAACACUACGUCGAACACGGGCCCCCAUUGGCUUUAGCCGCCCACGGUGUUCCUCAUGGAGGAACAGCGCACCGAAGACAGUUCGAGACGACCCGACGACAGAUCCUACGUUUUCCUUCUCUACCCACCCUCGGUGGGUACCACGCUCAAUCCCGAUCUUUAUAUCGUUAG
Molecule: messenger RNA, 5120 nt
Organism: Apis dorsata (giant honeybee)
Lineage: Eukaryota; Metazoa; Arthropoda; Insecta; Hymenoptera; Apidae
Product: brefeldin A-inhibited guanine nucleotide-exchange protein 3
Exons: 21
Coding region: 100-4986 (1628 amino acids)
Biological process (GO): regulation of ARF protein signal transduction
Molecular function (GO): guanyl-nucleotide exchange factor activity
Source: RefSeq, a predicted model, not a curated record